CCAUAGAAGGAAGCAUGUAUGGAAGCUGCCAAGUACACCCAUCACAAUGCAAACAACAAGAAUCACCAAAACUUCUGAAGGGAAAUCCCAUGUCAAUCCUCUUACAAUAAGAGCAAUCAAAAUGGCCAAGUGCCUUCCUGACGAUGCAUGGAAAAUUUGUGCUUUUUGUGGUAAUUGAACAAUAAAAAACGGAAGCACAGAUAUAAUGAAAAAAAUCAAAGAAAUGCACGUUGGAUGAACCGGCUGAAAGCCGCUGAACCAGCUGGAACCGGCCAGUGGGACCGAAAGGGGCCCGGUCGGUUCUUGUGAAGCGACGUCGUUUUGCGCGUUAUUAAGAAAAAGAACGCCUCAGUCCUCACCCCCAUUCCUCUUCGCUAAUCGCUACAGUACCCCCACCCCCAGAACACAACUUUUCACAGAAGUCUCCCCCACCGGCGACGCCGGCCAUUCCGCUCAGUCACCUUGACACCUUCAGAAAUCAGAACCAAGCUUCCCUCUCUCAAAGAAAGAAAAAAAGGUGACAAACCCUAGCCUCCAUUGUCGCCGACGUUCUUCUCACCGCCGUCGUCCCGCCGUUCUUCGCCAGCUUCUUUUCUUGGCGCGUCGCCAGCUUCUUCGCCUGGUCCAGCGGCCUCGUCGUCCGCCGCCAGGUCCAGUUCCUCGCGUCGCCAGCUUCUUUGCCUGGUCCAAGUUUCAUCGUCCGUGGUGUUCUUGUCGCUGCCGUCACAUUCUUGCUCCCUCUCGUUCAUACUCUUCUCGUUCCAAGACCAACGAAGGGAGAUUUGAGCGAGGAUUUUGGCUACAAAAUAGUGAAAUUUUAAUGAUCACUCGUAAACCUCGUGUAGAUUAGAUUCACAUGAGUUUGAAUUUUGAAAAGAUUUAGGCUUUUUCUUAAAAAAAAAUUAUCUUUUAUCAUUUCCUGUGUUCGUUCCGACAUUGGUUCUGCAUCAUCAUGUAGACUACAACUGAAUUUUAAGAAAGAUAUUUAGAAUCUUAAAUUUUUCAAAUCUUUGCUCAAUAGUUGGCUGUCUUUGUGGGUUUGUUGUUAGUGAAGAUUCCUUCACCAGCGAGAUUCUCGGGUAAAUCUUCAAUAAUGAAAAAUCCCUCUUUUUGUGAAACUUAGAUUUGAUUAGAUCUUUUUUUUUCCCUCUCAGAUUAUGGUUCCGGAUUCUGUGUGUGUUGCUGUUUUGAGAUAUCAAAAAAAGAGUUUGACCCUAUCCUUGUUCUGAUUCUCUUGAAGAUUUUUCAUUUAUGUUUAAAAGAUUCUGUUCUAGAUUUUCCGAAAGCACACACAUUAUUCGAGAGAGAGAGUAGCUGGCAAGCAUUCUUUUAUUCUUUUUUCUUUUCCAAUUAAAUGGAAGAUGAUCAUAAUACAAAAGUAGCUCAAGAGCUUCAAAUACAAAACUAUAGUAGCGAUGGUAAUGGGAAUGGUAGUGGCGGUAGCGGCGGCGGUAGAUCUUCGAAGAAGCCGAAGCAGAGAAAGGUGCCACAGAGAGGACUUGGUGUGGCAAAGCUUGAGAAGAUAAGGAUAGAAGAACUGCAGAAGAAGAAUUCUGCUACCCUUCAAUUGCAUCAACAAGAAGAUCCAAUUGCAUCAACAAAACCUACAUAUAUGCAUCCACCGAUCCAAAACUUUCAUCACUCAAUUCAACCUGCUCCUAGAUCACAAGCUGAAUUUAGGCCUAUGUCACUCCAACAACAGAUGUUGGAUGCUAAGGUUCCGGGCACCGGCACUGUUCCAUUGACAAACAGUUCAGGAUUUGAGAAGGAGAUGUUUGUGGUUGAUCCUGCAGCUAUACAGUUUCUACCAAGCUUUUCUUUUGAAUCCAAUCCUUUUUGGCCUUUGCCUAAUUUGGGGCCGAGAGCACCACAAUUUCAUCAUCAAUUGACUUCCAUGGUUAAUGUCUCGCCGUCCGGAAUGUCAACACCACCAAUGCUUCAUUACUCAAAAGAGCCCCCUUCAAACCAAAAUUGUAAUGUUAACGACCUGUUAGCAAGGCAAGCCGAGAAGAUUAUUGGCGUGAAGAGGCCUUACCCCUUCUGCCUGGAUGCUCCUCCUGUGCCUGCUUACAAUUAUAAGUUGCAUCCGUUUGCCGAGAUGCAAAUGAAUGCUGCAACUUUGUGUAAUAGUGGAUUCAAUUAUGAUGCUGGCAAUUCAAGUCUAAGGGAACUGCCAUCAUGUUCUGCUUCCAACUCAGAGCUAAACUCAAGGAAAAGAAGCAAAGAAAAUGAGAAUUUCAAUGGAGAUUUUCUAACAUUGGCUCCUCCUACUCCUACUUCAUCCCCGCCUUCACAGACGAAGCCUUUUUCGGCUUUCCUAGAGAUUCCCAAUCAGGACAAUCCUGAAUCUGAAUCUCCAUCUUUUCAGGGUACUAUAGAAGAUCAAGUUCCCCAACCGCAAGCGUUCAACCGGUUCAAUCAACAGGAGCAACCUUUUUAUUAUUUCUUCCCUCCGGCGGCCCAUGAGUUGCAAACCGGACUUUCAACAGCUAGAACUCCCAAUGUUAAUGGAGCUAAAGAAAAUAUUGAUCUUAAUUUGAAACUUGGAAAAUAGAAGAUCAAGUUUCAUCCUCCUAGUUUCAUAUGUAUUAUGAUCAAACUUUUAGGCCAGUUGUUCCUCAUUAUGAAACUUUUCAUAGUCAUAUGUUAGGUUAAAUUUUUUGCAAAGUGGGUAGAUGUUUCUAUGUUUGCACAUGUAAAAGUUUGAGUCUGAAAGGACUUGAAAUCGUGGCCAUGUGUAAAUAGAGAUGUUGCAUUACUUUGUUUCUUUUUACAUAAAAUACUAAAUAUAGGGAUGACCUCUCACCAA
Messenger RNA from Arachis ipaensis, 2809 nucleotides. RefSeq lists its product as uncharacterized. Gene Ontology annotation, molecular function: DNA-binding transcription factor activity. The record is from RefSeq and is a predicted model, not a curated record. NCBI's taxonomy places the organism in Eukaryota, Viridiplantae, Streptophyta, Magnoliopsida, Fabales, Fabaceae.